AUGUACCUCUACUCCACUCUUCCUCUUAUCCAACAUCCUAUCGCUCUUGCCAUGCCGUCAAUACCACAAACCACUGCUCUUGCGACGGAAGAUACUUCGCAGGGAAAUUCAACACUUACCGCCAAGGUGGCUAUCUUCGUCGUUAUCGGGGUUGUCCUAACUGUCGCCGUCGGCUUCAUUUUGUGGUACAAGCUAUCAAAACCCCUUCGUGAACGACACUUCAUGAUCAAUCGUACACUCGCCAAGAACGGCUGCGAUGAACUUCAUAAAUCCAACAUGAAUAAUAGUCACUCGCCCUCCCUCCUCGAUGACACCACGCUCGAGAUUACUUCAACUUUCUACAGCGGGUCGCAACAGGCGUUGAGUGGGAAAGGCGAUGCACACGAAUGGCACUCCAAGUCACUGGACAACCCGCCCUUUGCGGAUAUGCGCCUCGAUCCUCAGCUCAAUGUAUCCUACCAAAAGCGAGAGCGUACGGUCAACAUCUGCCAUACACUUGAGACGAGCAGGUCUUGCCAGGCCUUGGUGGAGAAAUGGUCGGCCCCGAGUAAACGCAGCCUGAAGAAAGGACCAAUGCCCCGUGUUCCUUUGAGCGAUAAGAGGGUUGUGACGGGGCCUCCAGGGUUAGGAUGGUUUUGA
This is a messenger RNA of Pleurotus ostreatus (oyster mushroom), 639 nucleotides long. RefSeq lists its product as uncharacterized. The transcript is spliced from 2 exons. The record is from RefSeq and is a predicted model, not a curated record. Lineage: Eukaryota; Fungi; Basidiomycota; Agaricomycetes; Agaricales; Pleurotaceae. The coding region runs from base 1 to 639 and encodes 212 amino acids.